AUGGUUCUACCAACGAGAUUAUCUUUCAAAACGAUACGUUUACCGUAUCAUUAUCACAAUCUAUUUGUUGUGACUUUAUUUUUGUUUACAUUGAUUAUCAUAUUAAUCGCUGCAUAUCAUGUUUUUAAAUUUGGAGAUACUCCACAAAAUUCAAUUUAUAAUGCAAUUGUUUUAACUAAUAUAAAUACACUACCCACUGAGGUUUUAAGUGCAGAUUCACCAGCAGCUGACAUUACCAAUUCUUCUUGUACAUAUUUUAAUUGUUUCAACGUAUAUCGUUGUGGUAGUAGAGGCAAUAAACCUUUAGUAUACGUAUACCCUCCAAAAAUAUAUUUGGAUGGAUCACAUAAACCAAUAACUAAUCAAAUGACUAAAGAGUUUUAUCAAAUCUUAAAUGCUCUUAUAUCAAGUAAGUUUUACACUUCAAAUCCUCACGAAGCAUGUAUAUUUGUUCCCUCCAUCGAUACUCUCAAUCAGAAUAGAUUGAAAUUGCAAGAAGUAUCGCAAGCAUUGAAAACAUUACCAUUUUGGAAUGGCGGAGAAAAUCAUUUAAUAUUCAAUAUGGUACCAGGAAGCGUUCCGGAUUAUAACACAGUUCUCGAUGUAUCAGUUGGAAAAGCUAUGAUCGCUGGUGCUGGAUUAUCUACAUUAACUUAUAGAUCUGGAUUCGAUAUCAGCUUACCUGUUUACAGCUCAUUUCUAACUAAUUUCAAUAGAAAUAUUAAAAUUAAAAGAAUAUGGUUACUUAUGUCGUCUCAAAUUAAUAUUAAUUCUGCUUUUGAACAAGAUUUAAUAGAACUUAAAAGUUCUUUUCCAAAAGAAAUAUUAUUACUUGGCCCAUGUUUACAAUACAGUCCUAUGAAUAAUACAGUACGCUGCGCUGGAAAAGAUGUUUAUAAAUAUCCCGCUGUACUUCAAACAGCCACAUUUUGUUUCGUAAUACGCGGAGCAAGAUUAGCACAAAGUGUUUUAUUAGAAGCUAUGGCAGCUGGUUGUAUACCAGUAAUUGUGGCAGAUUCACUGGUUAUGCCAUUUUAUGGAACGAUUGAUUGGACAAGAGCAGCAAUAUUCGUUCGCGAAAUAGAUGUUCUACAAGUAAUAUCAAUAUUAAAGAGAAUAUCUCAGCAAAGAAUAAUAGAAUUGAGAGAGCAAGGUACAUGGCUUUAUAAAAGAUAUUUUCAAUCAAUGCAAAAAAUAACAGAUACAACAUUAGAAAUAUUAGCAGAUCGUGUGUUUACAAAUUUUGCAAGAGAUUAUAUAUAUUGGAAUAUACCUACUCAUAAGGAUAAAAUUUCUCCACUUUUUCUACCAUUAACUGCUCCCAAGACAAGAGGAUUCACAGCUGUUAUUUUAACGUACGACAGGCUAGAAUUAUUAUUUAUUUUAAUCAAUAAAAUUGUAAAAGUGCCAAGUUUAUCCAAAGUUUUAGUUAUUUGGAAUAAUCAACAAAAAGAUCCACCUCAUUCUUCAAGAUGGCCAAAACUAACUAAACCAUUAAAAGUUAUUCAAACGAAAGAAAAUAAAUUGUCGAACAGAUUUUAUCCAUAUGACGAAAUAGAAACCGAAGCAGUACUUUCGAUAGAUGACGAUAUUAUUAUGUUAACGACCGAUGAAGUAGAAUUUGCUUACGAAGUUUGGAGAGAAUUUCCAGACAGAAUAGUAGGAUUUCCAUCUCGUAUUCACAUGUGGGAUAAUACUACUAAUUGUUGGAAAUAUGAGAGUGAAUGGACUAAUAGUAUUUCUAUGGUUUUAACUGGUGCUGCCUUUCAUCACAAGUAUUGGAAUUAUAUGUAUACAACUGCGAUGCCGGGUGAUAUUAAAGAAUGGGUAGACGAACAUAUGAAUUGCGAAGAUAUAGCAAUGAAUUUUUUAGUUGCUAAUACUACAGGAAAAGCUCCGAUAAAGGUGACACCAAAAAAGAAAUUUCGAUGUCCAGAGUGUACAAAUACCGAGAUGUUAUCGGCAGAUUUAACACAUAUGGUUGAACGUACACAAUGUAUAAAUAGAUUUUCAUCAAUCUAUGGAACAAUGCCGUUACAAUCUGUUGAAUUUCGUGCCGAUCCUGUACUUUUCAAAGACGUUUUCCCCGAAAAAUUGAAAAGAUUUAACGACAUUGGAAGUUUAUAAUAUUAUUUAAUUAAUUAUAUUUAACGGCCUUUUCAUGACAAAAAUGACAAUUCUCGUCGAGCAAUCGUAAUUGUUAAUUAAUCAAUUUCGAUUUUCAAAAUCGAUUCCCAUCAUAAUUCCACUGUCUUAUUAACAAGUUGACAGCUCCGACGUAGCAAUAAAAAAUGUACGUUGUUGUACUAUCGUGUAAAAUAUUAAUUAGAUUUUUGUAAAAUGUCUUGAUAAUAGAGUAUAUAAUUUUA
Molecule: messenger RNA, 2369 nt
Organism: Vespula vulgaris
Lineage: Eukaryota; Metazoa; Arthropoda; Insecta; Hymenoptera; Vespidae
Gene: sotv
Product: exostosin-2
Exons: 10
Coding region: 1-2127 (708 amino acids)
Cellular component (GO): membrane
Molecular function (GO): glycosyltransferase activity
Source: RefSeq, a predicted model, not a curated record